AUGGGAUUCGACUUCACAGUCUAUAAAGGCUCCAGCGACGGAACCAUCAAAAAAGCCACUACGCACCGCCCCGACCUCUCGCACGACGAUGUCUUCGUCCGCGUCACCCACUCCGGCGUAUGCGGGACGGACCUCCACUACCAGAAAGCGGACAUGGCGCUUGGCCACGAAGGCACCGGCAUAGUCGAACAGACCGGGCCAGACGUCAAGUUCCUGCAGAAAGGCGACCGCGUGGGCUGGGGCUACGAACACGACUGCUGCGGAUACUGCUCUCACUGCCUAACAGGUUGGGAGACGAUGUGUCCAGACCGGAAGAUGUACGCGGGAGCAGACACCGACCAGGGCUCGUUCGCCACGCACGCCGUCUGGCGCGAGGCCUUCCUUUUCAAGAUCCCUGAGGGUCUGAGCAACGAGGACUCGGCGCCGCUGAUGUGCGGCGGGUCGACGGUAUACAACGCCAUGCAUGUGGCCGGGGUGACUUCGACGUCGCGCGUGGGUAUCGUGGGCAUCGGCGGCCUCGGACACCUGGCGAUCCAGUUCGCGGCGAAGAUGGGAUGUCAGGUAGUGGUGUUUUCAGGGACGGACAGUAAGCGCGAUGAGGCGUUGAAGUUGGGCGCUACCGAAUUCUACGCGACGAAAGGGGCCAAGGAGUUAAAGAUCGGGAACAAAUUGACCAAUUUGAUCGUUACGACGAGUGCCCAGCCGGACUGGAACCUGUACACGAGUGUGCUGGACGCUGGCGCCGUCAUCUCGCCGCUGUCUGUCUCCAUGGACGAGUUCAAGUUCCCGUACAUGACUCUUCUAGGCCAGGGCCUGCGCGUGCAGGGCUCUAUUGUCUCGUCGCGCCAGGUCCAUCGAGACAUGCUGGAGUUCGCGGCUUUCCAUGGCAUCAAGCCGAUCAAGAUGACCUAUCCUUUGAACGCGGACGGCGCGAGCGAGUGUUUGAAGGCGUUGAACGAGGGGAACAUCAGAUAUCGGGGAGUUUUGGUUGCCUAAAGUUAGUUUGAUCAGACUGUGCCGAGAGCAUUGGUGUGGUAUUGUGUGAUUAGACGAGAUACCAGGGAGUUUUGUGUCGACGGCGGUUGGUGUUACGGCGCCUAAAAGGAGAU
Molecule: messenger RNA, 1109 nt
Organism: Aspergillus melleus
Lineage: Eukaryota; Fungi; Ascomycota; Eurotiomycetes; Eurotiales; Aspergillaceae
Product: NAD(P)-dependent alcohol dehydrogenase
Exons: 1
Coding region: 1-996 (331 amino acids)
Biological process (GO): alcohol metabolic process
Molecular function (GO): alcohol dehydrogenase (NADP+) activity; zinc ion binding
Source: RefSeq, a predicted model, not a curated record